AUAAAAAGUAAUCAACGCAAAGAAAAAUGUCAAAAAUGUAUCGUUUUAUGAUUUUGAAUUUGAUGGCCUUUGCUAUGCUUAAUAGUGUUAAUGGUAAACGUGCUAAACGCCAUAAUUUACCAUUUGGCGAUACUCCUAUACAUACUGAAUAUGUGGACGCAUCUAAUUUGGCUCAAGUGCGCAAAAUGUUUAAUUUAACUGAAGAUCAAAUGAAACGCAUUUCAACGGGUCUAAGUGCCGCGAAACAAAAUGCCGAGAACAAUAACAAUAGCACUCAAUAUUUUCGUAAUGCGAAAGAAUACCGCUUAAAUAACAUAAUUAAUAGCGUAAUGAAUGCUUUUCAUGGUGGAGGUGGCUUAAGCGGUAGUUCUGACGAGAGUCCUGAAUACCCAUUACAUGAAAUGGCCGCUUAUCCCAAAUGUAAUGCAGAAACAUCUGAAUCGUCCUGGCUACAGGAUAACAAUGUGACGAUACAAUUUUCGCAUUCCCUUUUUGAGGCGCGUCGAGCUAAUCUUAACCUGGACUCGGCUAUUUUGCGUUUGUAUAAAAUCAAUCCAAACGCCAGCGAAGAAACUGAAAUAACUGUCACGGAUGUGGUGGAACCACCUAGCAAAUCGAAACGUUGUGCUGAUCCUUUACUUGAUUCGCAAAUACGCAUCACUGUAUCCAUAGUGCAACAACUAAGACGUAAUAAACGCGGGGCAGUAGAACGUAAGAAACGUAUUUGCAAUACGAUAAUGUUAAAUGCUUCUAAAACGGGCUGGAUUGAAAUCGACAUUAAGCGCGCGAUUUAUAUUUGGGAGAACGUCAGCAAACAACAACUUCAAAAUCAUCCACAAUCUAGACUGCCCGUUUUAGUCGGUUGGCUAAUGAUCGAGGUGCAUGAUGAAGAAGAGCAGCCUCUAAAACCGGGUUUAUUCUUUAAGCCACCUAAUUGUAAUCAGGCAGAUCUUGCAAUCCCAUGGGAUUACUACAGACCGGGGACGUCUAUGCCUUCACUUGCAACGGUCGAAGUGCCAAGAUAUCCAAGGAUAGAUGUGAAAUUAAUCGGUUAUGCUUCAUUCGCUCCCAUGCCAAAUGAUAGCAAUAAAGAGAAAGAGAAAAUUUAUGCGAAUUUCAUAAGUAAAUUAUACAAUAUACCGGAGAAAGCCAGUGAAAUAAAUGAAAAUGAAUCGACCACAUAUUUAGCACCGACAGCCGAUAAUCAUCUGCAUGAAGCAACAUAUGGAGAAAUGCAACCACACUAUCAAUACAGACGUCAUUUAAAAUUUUUCGAAGAACCAAUGCAACAACAUCGCCAUCAUCAUCAUUAUAAUUCACAAGUGCAACAACAAGAAUUAAAUGAAGAGAAGCAAAAUCAUCAUUAUCAUCAUCAUCAUCAUCAUCAUCAUCAUCAGCAACAACAACAGCAACAACAUCAUCAUAGAUUAUCAGAGCAAAAUCAUGAUGAGUCAAUUAUAUUGAAACAUGUUGAACAAAAAUUGCAGCAUGAGUAUCAGUUAUACUCAAAACAUCAGCACGAGCAGCAACAGCAUAUGUUGCCUGCCUUAGUCGUAUAAAAUAUGCUUUCGCUUUGCGAAUUCUAGUAAUUUUUUUUAAAUCAACAACAGUAAUAACAUAUCUCACUAAAUUUGUGUAGUCAUUUGGCAUGCGUUGAUUUUUUUUCCUUUUUAUAUUUUUAUUAAUAUAUGGUUUCUAUUUUGUGAAUCCCUCUCUCUCUAUUUCGUUCUUUUAAACGAAUCUGUAUACUACGUUCAUUGUAAGGCUUACAUUAUAUCAUUUUUUAUCGUCGUCAUCACCGCACGUCUGAUUCGCACUAAGUCUCAUUAUGAAAUUUGUGUUUUGUGGAAGUUUUGGAUUUAUCCAAAUUUUUCUGUCUGUCUGUAGUUAUUUCUUCUUUUUUGAAAAUCCUUUUUAUACCCUCGGUCACUGAUGGCACAAGAGCAUACUAAGGGGAUAUACGCAACACGAAACAAAACUGGAGAUAGAACCACCGAAGCGUCUGACCGUCCGUUCGUCCGCCCAUUUUUGUUUUUUGCGUUACAAAUUAAUUUUCGAGAUAUAUUGAUGAAAUUUAGUGCAUCCGUAUGUGUUGGCCCAAGUACGAACGCUAUGAAAAAUGGUUCGCAUUGGGGCACUUUUUUAUUUUAUCAUACUGUAUUUAAAAAAAGAGAGAAAGAUGGUCUGUCUGCCUAUACAUCUUGCUUUUUUGUGUUCCAGUUACAAGUUGUAAUUUUCAAGAUAUUUCGAUUAAAUUUGGUAUAUCUAUUUUGGCCCAAAGACGAGCGACGAGCUUGUAUUAUAUUCUCCUGCUUAUCCCUACCACAUCCCGCUGUUUAAGGCCUCGUAUUUACAGAGGCGCAAAAGCUAUGCUAAAAAUGUUUUAAUCAAUUAUCGCUUUCUGAGCAUUAAUGCUUGAAGUCUAUACUUUGCUUAAUUGCAAAGAAAAGGAAAUAUGUGAACUGAACGAAAUGAAAUAUGAAACGAAAAAAAAUUAUUUCAAGCGUAGACUAUACCUGCUUAAUGUUUUUAUUAUUAAGCUCGCCGUCCAUAGCUUUUGUGGAAUGUUAUGAAGUUAGUCUUCUUUUUUUAAAUCAUAUCUUAUUUCUCCAGUAACAAAUUAAAUCUUUUUGUUUCAUUUGAUAAGUAGGAUACGUAUAUCACUGGGCAGCAUUAGAAUACCUCAACAUAAAACCGUUGAAAAAAUAUCAAGUGAAAAGUGUUCACUAAGGAGAAAAAAUAUCUCAUAUCAACAGAAACUUUAAACAAGUACGAAAAUUAAAUUCGGUCAGGAUCGAAUCUUUUAUACCUACCACCGUUAUCCU
Molecule: messenger RNA, 2825 nt
Organism: Glossina fuscipes
Lineage: Eukaryota; Metazoa; Arthropoda; Insecta; Diptera; Glossinidae
Product: protein anachronism
Exons: 5
Coding region: 27-1559 (510 amino acids)
Source: RefSeq, a predicted model, not a curated record